GAUCGCCGUAGCUGCCCUUGCGGGCUCCUGGCACCCAGGCACCCGAGCCAGCGAGUAACGCAGCAACGCGGCGCGAUCUGGCCCAGUCAUGGACCGGAAAGUGGCCCGAGAAUUUCGGCACAAGAGGACCAGCUUUUCAAAAGAAGGCUGCUCCAAGGAUCUGAAUAGACAUUUUUCUGAAGAAGACAGAGGUGGCUAACAGACACAUGAAAAGAUACUCAACAUCACUGAUCAUCAGGGACAUGCAAAUCAAAGCCACCAUGAGAUGUCACCUCAUGCCUGUCAGAAUGGCUAAUAGCAACAAGAUAAGAAAUAACAAGCUGUUGGUGGACUUUUUGAUUGAAAAUGAUGCAGAGAAGGACUAUCUCUAUGACGUCCUGCGGAUGUACCAUCAGACCAUGGAUGUGGCCGUGCUUGUGGGAGACCUGAAGCUGGUGAUCAAUGAGCCCAGCCGUCUGCCACUGUUCGAUGCCAUCAGGCCCCUGAUCCCGCUGAAGCACCAGGUGGAGUACGACCAACUGACCCCCCGGCGCUCCAGGAAGCUAAAGGAGGUGCGUCUGGACCGUCUGCACCCUGAGGGCCUCGGCCUCAGCGUACGUGGUGGCCUCGAGUUCAGCUGUGGGCUCUUCAUCUCCCACCUCAUCAAAGGUGGUCAAGCAGACAGUGUAGGGCUCCAGGUAGGGGACGAGAUUGUCCGGAUCAAUGGAUAUUCUAUCUCCUCCUGCACCCACGAAGAGAUCAUCAACCUCAUCCGCACCAAGAAGACUGUGUCCAUCAAAGUGAGACACAUUGGCCUGAUCCCUGUGAAGAGCUCUCCUGACGAGCCCCUCAAAUGGCAGUAUGUGGACCAAUUUGUGUCAGAAUCUGGGGGUGGGCGGAGCAGUCUGGGAUCCCCCGGAAAUCGGGAAAACAAGGAGAAGAAGGUUUUCAUCAGCCUGGUGGGCUCCCGGGGCCUUGGCUGCAGCAUCUCCAGUGGGCCCACCCAGAAACCUGGCAUCUUCGUCAGCCACGUGAAGCCUGGCUCCCUGUCUGCAGAGGUGGGGUUGGAGACAGGGGACCAGAUUGUUGAAGUCAAUGGCAUCGACUUUUCCAACCUGGACCAUAAGGAGGCUGUGAAUGUGCUGAGGAGUAGCCGCAGCCUGACCAUCUCCAUUGCAGCUGGAGCUGGCCGGGAGCUGUUCAUGACAGACCGGGAGCGGCUGGAGGAAAUGCGGCAGCGCGAGCUGCAGCGGCAGGAGCUUCUGAUGCAGAAGCAGCUGGCGAUGGAGUCCAAUAAGAUCCUCCAGGAGCAGGAGAAGAUGGAGCGGCAAAGAAAAAAGGAAAUUGCCCAGAAGGCAGCAGAGGAAAAUGAAAGAUAUCGGAAGGAGAUGGAACAGAUUGUGGAGGAGGAAGAGAAGUUUAAGAGGCAGUGGGAGGAAGACUGGGGCUCAAAGGAACAGCUGCUGACGCCUAAAACCAUCACCACUGAGGUGCACCCACUACCCCUUCACAAGCCAAAGGAUGAUCAGGGAGUGGAGCCUGAACUUGAGCUGGCAGACAACCCGGACGGAGGCACGAAGGAGCAGGGAGAGCAGGUGUCCGAGACAGAGCGGGAAGACCUUGAGGAGUCGGAAAAGAUUCAGUAUUGGGUGGAAAGGCUCUGUCAGACGCGCCUUGAGCAGAUUUCCUCUGCUGAUACUGAGAUUUCAGAGAUGACCACAGGGCCCCCGCCUCCCCUGCCUUCUGUGUCUCCCCUGGCCCCACCCCUGAGACGCUUUGCAGGAGGACUGCACCUCCACACCACUGACCUGGAUGACAUCCCCUUGGACAUGUUCCACUAUCCCCACAAGACUCCCUCUGCCUUGCCUGUGAUGCCCCUCCCUCCACUCUCCAGUCCUCCCCCCAAGGCCCCCGCACCUCCUGUCCUCCCCUCAUCGGGCCAUGUGUGUGCCUCACCCUCACCCUGGGUGCCACACACUCCACCCCCUAUUCCCAUUCCUCCCCCGCCAUCUAUCCCCACCCAAGACCUCACUCCUACCCGCCUGCUGCCCUCAGCCCUGGAAGAGGCACUGGGCAAUCACCCCUUCCGCACUGGGGACACAGGCAAUCCAACAGAGGACUGGGAAGCAAAAAACCACAGUGGGAAGCCCACCAGCUCCCCUGUCCCUGAAUGGAGUUUCCCAUCCACUCCAAAGACAUUUUGCCCAAGCCCACAGCCUCCACGAGGCCCCGGCGUGUCCACAAUCUCCAAACCUGUCAUGGUCCACCAGGAGUCCAACUUCAUCUACAGGCCAGCUGUGAAAUCCGAGGUCCUGCCACAGGAGAUGCUGAAGAGGAUGGUGGUUUAUCAGACAGCGUUCAGACAAGAUUUCCGGAAAUACGAGGAAGGCUUUGACCCCUACUCUAUGUUCACCCCAGAACAGAUCAUAGGGAAGGAUGUCCGGCUCCUGCGCAUUAAGAAGGAGGGGUCCUUAGAUCUGGCCCUGGAAGGUGGUGUGGACUCCCCUAUUGGGAAGGUGGUCGUCUCAGCUGUUUAUGAGGGGGGAGCCGCUGAGCGGCAUGGUGGCAUCGUGAAAGGAGAUGAGGUCAUGGCAAUCAAUGGCAAGAUUGUGACAGACUACACCCUGGCUGAGGCUGAGGCCACCCUGCAGAAGGCCUGGAGUCAGGGGGACUGGAUUGACCUUGUCAUUGCUGUCUGUCCACCCAAGGAGUACGACGAUGAGCUGACCUUCUUCUGAAGUCCAGAAGGAGAAACCAAAUUCACCCCUGGAAGCCAGUGAGCUCUGGACCCACCCUCCUGAGCACAGAGCCUGGAACCAGCCUUGAGAGAUGCCAGCCUGCCUGCAUCUUGGAAACCCGCAGCCAACAUCAGGGAUGCAUGCUCCCCCUGGCCCUGAAGUAGGCCUGCAUAAGGGCCACUCUGCAGGCCCACAUGGAGGGAGAGAGCAGCCAGCCAUUCUGAAGAGGGCCCCUGCAAUCCAGACUCUCGUUUCUUUCUUCUGGUUCUGUGAAUUUGGUUGCUCCCAGGCCUGGGAGACUCCUCCCUUGAACUCUGAUAGGACCUGACUCCUGGGUCUCUCUCUCUCUAUUCCCUCCUCUCCCUCCUGCUGUAAUUACUGCUAAGGUCACUACCACACACCUUAUUCUGAACUUGUUAAUAAAAUUAACACAUUUCUUUUCCAGCUU
This is a messenger RNA of Manis pentadactyla (Chinese pangolin), 3165 nucleotides long. It is a transcript of the gene USH1C, whose product is annotated as USH1 protein network component harmonin. Gene Ontology annotation, biological process: inner ear receptor cell stereocilium organization; inner ear morphogenesis; inner ear auditory receptor cell differentiation. The coding region runs from base 207 to 2717 and encodes 836 amino acids. Gene Ontology annotation, cellular component: stereocilium tip; plasma membrane; stereocilia ankle link complex. Gene Ontology annotation, molecular function: protein binding. NCBI's taxonomy places the organism in Eukaryota, Metazoa, Chordata, Mammalia, Pholidota, Manidae. The record is from RefSeq and is a predicted model, not a curated record. The transcript is spliced from 26 exons.